CGGUUCGCGCAUGUGCGAGAGCGAGCCUUGAAUUUUUGACCCGAGGUCUCGCCGUACCGUCCAGGCGGUGCGUUGCCUCCCGGUUUCGUCCCGUGUCCGUUUCGCGUCGACUCUUCGCGGUCCCGCCACAGUUGCUACCGGCACGAUGAACCGGGAGAGUUUCGCGGCCGGCGAGAGGCUAGUGUCGCCGGCGUACGUGCGGCAAGGCUGUGAGGCCCGCCGCUCGCACGAGCACCUCAUACGGCUGCUUCUCGAGAAGGGCAAAUGUCCAGAGGACGGUUGGGAUGAAAGCACACUUGAACUCUUCCUGCAUGAGCUCGCAAUCAUGGAUAGCAACAAUUUCCUGGGCAAUUGCGGUGUGGGAGAAAGGGAAGGGAGAGUGGCGUCAGCAUUAGUUGCUCGGCGUCAUUACAGGUUCAUUCAUGGAAUUGGACGAUCAGGUGAUAUUUCUGCUGUGCAACCAAAAGCUGCUGGUUCUAGCCUUUUGAACAAAAUUACCAAUUCUUUGGUCCUGGACAUCAUAAAAAUAGCUGGUGUCCAUACAGCAAGCAGUUGCUUUGUAGUGCCUAUGGCAACUGGUAUGAGCCUGACUCUGUGCUUCUUAACAUUGCGACACAAAAGACCAAAGGCAAAGUAUAUUAUUUGGCCACGGAUAGACCAGAAGUCCUGCUUUAAGUCCAUGAUCACUGCAGGUUUUGAGCCUGUGGUGAUAGAAAACGUUUUAGAAGGCGACGAGCUGCGCACAGACCUGCAUGCAGUGGAAGCUAAAGUCGAGGAACUUGGGCCUGAUAACGUGCUGUGUGUUCAUUCCACUACAUCCUGCUUUGCUCCCCGGGUGCCUGACAGGUUAGAAGAGCUGGCUGUGAUUUGUGCCAAUUACGGCAUCCCACACAUAGUCAACAAUGCCUACGGGCUGCAGUCUUCCAAGUGUAUGCACCUCAUUCAGCAGGGGGCCCGGGUUGGUAGAAUAGACGCUUUUGUUCAGAGCUUGGACAAAAAUUUUAUGGUUCCAGUAGGUGGCGCUAUAAUUGCUGGCUUUAAUGAUUCCUUCAUUCAGGAAAUCAGCAAGAUGUAUCCAGGAAGAGCUUCAGCUUCACCUUCUUUAGAUGUUCUUAUUACUUUAUUAUCACUUGGAUCAAAUGGCUAUAAGAAACUAUUAAAAGAAAGAAAGGAAAUGUUUUCAUAUUUGUCCAUCCAACUAAAGAAGCUGUCAGAAGCCUAUAAUGAAAGACUGUUGCAUACACCUCAAAAUCCCAUAUCUUUAGCUGUGACACUUAAGACAUUAGAUGAACACUGCGACAAAGCUGUCACUCAGCUGGGCUCAAUGCUUUUCACCAGACAGGUUUCUGGAGCCAGAGUUGUGCCUCUUGGGUCUGUGCAAACCGUGAACGGCUAUACUUUCAGAGGCUUUAUGUCACAUACAGAUAAUUACCCAUGUGCGUACCUCAAUGCCGCCUCCGCCAUCGGAAUGAAGACCCAGGACGUGGACUUGUUCAUACAGAGACUUGACAAGUGUUUAAAGACAAUAAGGAAAGAACAAAGUAGGGAGAGUGACGUGUCUGGAAUUGACAGCAGUGACAAAACGGAAGAUGUGGACGCUGAAGAACUCUACAAGUAGUAAUCAGAUUCUUGACACAUAGCGGGACCCUUCCUCAUGACAUGUGAGGGGGUUCUUUUUGCUAAUUUGAAAGAAACGAUGCGGCAACAGUACAGGAAGCAGUGUAAAGACAAGACUUGAGAUGUUUGGAUUGAGAAUGUCCUGGAGCAUGUUUGGUCAGGGAGUAGAAUAUGGCCUGAUUGGCCACUGAUGAUUGUUACAUUUCUUACUCUUACACUGCCUGAGUCAUUAUGAUCCUUAACACAUUACAGUAUGCAAUUAGCAUUUUUCUAAUUGUGAGAAUAUUUGCCAAUUAAGCAUUAUGAUUCAGAUAAUUCUUACUAAUGUGAGGGCAGGGUAAUUACCACAGUACGCUUUGAAAUGUGUAGACUGCUUCUUCCUGACCAUCUCUGCUGUUCACAGACCACUUAUGCUUCUGAUCACACUGAAUUUAGAGGGUCUCUAAUGCCACUAAGUACUAGAUGUUUGUUGGUACAUGCAGGUCACCAUAUGCCUGUAAAAUGGGAGGCAGAGUCAAGGUGUAAGCUGUGAUUUUCUCUCAGCAGCAAUGGUUCUCAACAGGGGACGAUUUGCUUAUAUCCAGGCAACAUCUGGGACUUUUCUGGUUGUUCUGACUGGAGGGAUGUUACUGUCGUCUGACAUCUCUCAGUGGACAAGAAAACUUCCUAAAACAAAGAAUUAUCCAGCCCCAAAUUUCAGCUGAGCUGAGGUUGAGAAACACCGCUGUAAAGCCAGCGAACUCCUCAAGUAACGAGUUUUCCGUAGCAACUUUAAUUGUUCACUAGUGCUUCAAAGAAGACAGCUCCAUAAUGUUAUCUCAGCAUAUGGUAGAGUCCUGAGUAAUAACCAGGGUUACCAGUUCUAAAUAUGUCAUUAUAAAUUGUUUUAUGUGGCACUUACAUGUUUUUCCAUUUGGGCAAGUGAAAACUUGAAUUCCACUGUUUUUGCUCUAAGCAGACUUUGUGUGUUGGUUGGUUUGUUCGGGUGUUGUGCAGAGCCACCAGCCAGAGUGGUUGGCCAUGGGUAUUUUUGAACACAUGUUUAGCUAGGGAGGUGAAAACGAUACAGGAUGAUCAACAGGUGUAAUCCCCCUCCCUCCCACAUGCUCGCUUUUUGAGUCUGAAAUCCCAGAAUUAUUGGCCGUAACAAGUGUUUGGUGGUUAAUUUUAAGAAAUAGAUAAUGUCUCACAGUCUGAGGAAUCGGUGAAGCCUCUGAACACACCAAGUAGGUGGUGAAGCCGUGUGUCCUGAGACCUGCUCUGUAGAACAUUGCUCCUGAGACGCGCUGGCACGGAUAAAAGGUUCUGCGGACAAAUAGUUUGGGGACUUGGAAAACCUGCCUAUCAGCAUAUUAAAGGCUCUGAGAAUUCCUUUGAAACCAGUUUGAAUGUAUCCUUAUUUGAAGACUUGAGUGCAUUGACCAUACUUUUAAAGACACCACGGGAGAGAAUCCUGCCUUCAUUUCUGGGUGGUGUUUUCCCGCUGACCUGGCGGUGUGAGCUGUGACGCCCGAGCUCAGACAGACACUGCUCCCGCUCGGGUGCGUCAGCCAGCACGCUUCAGACGCUGGCGUGGUGACAGCCUUGGAAGUCAAGGCCUGAGAUAAAAUACUCAGUUAUAAAUGUCACAAAAGUUACUUUUAAAUGAAUCUUUGGAGUUCAAAUACUUUAAAUCUGUUUUUAAAAAUAGGUUUAAUAGCUCAUUGUAAAGGAAUAAAUCCUGGAUCAAAAGGUCGUGUGGUGUUCUCCAUGUGAAUUCGGGGCUGAACUGGAGAACCCGUAAAGCUGGAGAGUCCCCACAGAACCUCUGGAGUCUGCGGAAGGGGGAGGAGGGCCGUGGCCGGUGCCGGUGCUGGUGGCGCACGGCCCCUCCAGGUAGGCCAGGGCUGGGUUACAGAAUAAGCGCUCUGUGCUGCGUGAUCGUCAUUUAGCUGAAGGAAGGCCAGAGCCGAGAGACUAGCAAAUGUGGUCUCAUCUGCAGUGUCUCAGCAGUUCUUGGGCUUUGGCUGCUGAAUAGAUAAUAAUUCUAAUUGAAGAUAAAUUACAUGAACCCACAUGUGAAUGAUAGAUACGUUACAACGUCUCAUUCCUGGUCCAUGAAAUCAGCUGCCGUUUUUAUUGUCAGUGCUUUCUUUUCAGAGGUUUUGGAAUUUCAGUUCUGUUCCUGCUGGUUUAAAUUCGACCUUGAGAUUACAGAAUUUCCUGAGUUUUUGAAGGGAUGUUAUGGGUUCUGUGUGUUCAGGCUUUCCUUCGCCCCCACCCUGGUGUCGUUUUCCCAUGUUCACUCCCGUUUCCACGUGUAAAUAUACAAGAGCAUGUACAGGCGGUUGUUCGUUUCAAAGUGCUAGUAUUGGGGGGUCACUGGCAACCCACAUAACUGGCCCUAGUUAUCCCGAAACUGUGGCAGACGGGCAGCGGAUGGUGCCUUUUCCAGUCGUUGGCUGGGGUGGCCUCUUCCAUCUUUAUGGCCCACCUGCUCUUCCCUCAGGCUGUCAGGUAGAGAUUUGGAGUUUGGUUUCUAAAGCCCUCGGGCUGUGGUAGUCUGCCCAGAAAAGAAAAUCCAAUACCACAAAGUAUUGUUUAGGUCAUUCCACGUUGUGUCGCUUAUACGCACAGCAGGGAAAGGAAUUUUAAACCCAGCUCUCCGCUCGGCUCUCGCCUUCUCAGCUGAUGAAUUCCCCCUCUGUCAGGGGAUGAUGUGUGAUGCCAGCCUUAGGAACUCAGUGUUCGACAGUAAAUCUUUCCACUUCGCUUUUUCUAUUAGUUGAAUAAAAUUAUAGGAUGUGAAUUAUUGAAUACAGUUCUGUUUAGCCAAUAGGCACUUGAUAUACAAAAUGGAAAAUUUAAAUAUAAAUUUUUCCAGUAUUUUGCCUUAGCACGUAACUCUGCCGUGGCUGUUUCUCUAACCCCCCAGAAGAACUUGAACAAGGCCUAAGCUCCAGGAUGUGCUUUUACUUUUAGGUUAUAUGCCUAGGGUAGGUUUUAGUGAAAUUUAAAUGAAACAAAAGUAAAUUGAAAAAAAAUAAAUUAAGCAAAGGCAAUUUUUUUUUUAGCCAGUGAUGUUGCUUUAAUAUUGGAUUAGUAGCUCCCUGUGAGAGUUAAAUUCUUGAGUUCUUUCAUGGAGGAAGAUAGCCAGCAAUUGACAAAAACAACAAACACCGGUGAGUCUCGUUCUUGUUACACUCAGAAAUUUUUCUGAAUACGAAUCCACUUGGUGCAUAUAAUAGCUGGGUUUUCUUUUCCAUUUUGUAAGAUGUACUGCUUUCUGCCAAACCCUUAAAUGGUUUUGUUAUCUUGUGCUUUUCUAAGACUAAUCUUAUUUUGUAAUCAAAAAGGAAUCCGGUUUAUGUACACAGCUGUUUGAUACCCUCUGAAUGCUUUGAUAAGAACAAUCGAAUUUGCUUUGUUAGGGAAAAACAAACAAACAACCUGUAAACCGUUUUUUUCCUUGUCUUUCACAUUGUGUUGAUGCUACGUCUUUUAUGGCUACUUAUAAUAUACAGGGCCAAGACUUACCCACUGUAUUCUUUUGUGCUUUUUUUUUUUUUUUCACUUUCCUGCUCCUUUUGGCCAUUAUGGUAUAUACACAUGUAAGGUGAUGACGAGUUCAAGGCUAAUGAAUAUAUCUUUAUAAUUUUUCACCUAGUAUUCUACAGUUCAGUCUAAAGCCUUAGGCAAAAUGGAAAUGUUUAUGCUGGGUUGUUUUUUCAAGUAGUAUCAACUUGAACUUUCAGAGAAGUGUGAAGAAAGGCUGUGUUUAACUGUAUGAUUGUGGGGAUUGUAGUCAUUAGAAUUGAAGCUGACACUAACCUGCUAAACUGUUUGUUUUACCACAAAAAGAAAGAUGUUUCCAAAAAUAUUUUUGGUGUAGACUGUUUAAAAAUGAAUUCUAUGAUUUAUUACAUGAAAUAAAUUUUUAAUAAAUCAUUGACUGUACAUUAUAUUUUGCCUCAUCAUUGCUAUAGAUAAAAUCUGAAAGUACACGUAACACAAAACUACUCGCCUAUUUCUGAUUCAGUCAUCGGUAUCACCUUGCCUAGAUACCAGCAAGAAGAGUCACACAUACCUUCGAUGAGAAUCAUGAGUCAUAGGGGGUGGGGGGGUGGUUAGAGUAUUUUAUUUAAAAAAAAAAAA
Phyllostomus discolor (pale spear-nosed bat) is the source of this 5751-nucleotide messenger RNA. It is a transcript of the gene SEPSECS, whose product is annotated as Sep (O-phosphoserine) tRNA:Sec (selenocysteine) tRNA synthase. The transcript has 11 exons. Gene Ontology annotation, biological process: conversion of seryl-tRNAsec to selenocys-tRNAsec; selenocysteine incorporation. Bases 146 to 1618 code for a protein of 490 amino acids. Lineage: Eukaryota; Metazoa; Chordata; Mammalia; Chiroptera; Phyllostomidae. Gene Ontology annotation, molecular function: O-phosphoseryl-tRNA(Sec) selenium transferase activity; tRNA binding. The record is from RefSeq and is a predicted model, not a curated record.